Molecule: messenger RNA, 1132 nt
Organism: Suricata suricatta (meerkat)
Lineage: Eukaryota; Metazoa; Chordata; Mammalia; Carnivora; Herpestidae
Gene: AKIP1
Product: A-kinase interacting protein 1
Exons: 5
Coding region: 181-828 (215 amino acids)
Biological process (GO): regulation of non-canonical NF-kappaB signal transduction
Cellular component (GO): nucleoplasm
Source: RefSeq, a predicted model, not a curated record
GGGGGGUACGGAAAUGAAGGGGAUCUGCGCUCACCAGCUCGCCCUUGGCUGGGCUCCAGCUGAAGAGCGCAUUGGGGGCGGAGCCGGGGACGGUGGUCUCCGGGGAGGUCGUGGCUGGGGUUCCCACCCGCAGCUGGAGCAGUGAGUGUCCUGGCGGCCCGCUGACCCGCCCGUGUUUGUAUGUAUGUACCCACGCAGGGAGACAUGGAGAACUGUAUGGCGGCCGCGGCGCUGAACGGAGUGGACCGACGUGCCCUGCAGCGCACGGCUAGGCUGGGUCAAGAAGUGCUGGAGCGGGCCAAGAGGAGGGCAGUGGACUGGCAUUCGCAGGAGCUCCCCAAAAGCAGCGUGGCGGUCACUUCCCGGGGGCAGCCUUACCGAGAAAGACGGCCGGCAGCCGGCCCCCAGCGCCUUCUCCCAGGAGAGAGAGAAGAAAGACAACCAACCCUCAGUGCUUCCUUCAGAACAAUGGCAGAAUUCAUGGACUAUACUUCAAGUCAGUGUGGGAAAUAUUAUUCGUCCGUACUGGAGGAAGGAGGGGUAGCCCAUGUCUCUCGUUAUCACAGAGGAAAGUCGGAGCUGCAUUUAUGCUGUGACAGGGGAAGUGGUCAGGGAAAAGACACCUCUCUUGAUCUUGGAGGCACUGCUCAUGCAUCAGAGUGUGCCUUGGAGGCCCCUCAGCAGCCUGCAGAGAACAUCUCCAAAGACCUCUACAUAGAAGUAUAUCCAGGGACCUAUUCUGUCACUGUGGGUGCAAAUGACUUAACCAAGACUCAUGUGGUAGCAGUGGACUCAGGACAAAGCGUGGACUUGGUCUUCCCCGUGUGAUGUUGACCAUCACAGCCAUCACGUCACCUUUUCUUAAGUAGCAAGAAGAAUAAAGUCACCAUAUGAUUCUCUUAAUAUUUACACAUUACUCCUGCUUUUAGUGCUGACUGUAGAGGGUCAGCCUUCCUGGGAACUGGAGUUUGUCUCUUUCAGUACCUAUUUUAACUUAAAACUUUAGAAGUGCCCACCCCACUCCCACCUUUUGCUGAAGAUAAUAAUGUAAUGAUGCAUCUGAAUGGUUUUAAACUGCUUACUUUCCAGGUAAAGGCUAAUUAUGAUAAUAAAGAGAGAGAUUUGGAAUUCC